Molecule: messenger RNA, 762 nt
Organism: Cuscuta epithymum
Lineage: Eukaryota; Viridiplantae; Streptophyta; Magnoliopsida; Solanales; Convolvulaceae
Source: the annotation of a GenBank genome assembly
UUCACUCACAAUAUACUUGCAAUAUAAUGGGAACUUGUGCUUCUUCACACAACUUGGGGUGGCAAAGUGGAAGAUUUCUUCUAAAGAAUACUCCGGCGGCGGUGGCCAUGGUGGUACACGAGAACGGGGAGCUGCUGGAGUGUCGCCGGCCAGUGAAGGCCGCCGACGUUUUGUCGGAGAACCCGAACUGCUUCCUCUCGAACUCGGAGUCGAUGAGCGUUGACUCAGAAAUACCUAAAGUUUCGAAAGACGAAGACUUGGAGAUCGGUCAACUCUACUUUCUCCUCCCCAUUUCUAAGUCGCACUCCCCACUGACUCUUCAAGAUAUGUGUAGGCUCGCCGUCAAAGCCAGCUCUGCUCUCAAUGGGUAUUUCACUCCGGUGGCCGGAGCUGUUGUCCGCCGUCGCCGCCACGGUUCUUGCAAUGACAGAGUUUCUAGGCGGCGGCAUGUGGGCACCUUAACUCAUUGGACCUUGGCUGCUGUAACAAAAUUUUAAUGUUCCAAACUUCCCAUCACCAAAUAUUUGUAAUAAUUUUUCUCAUUUCUUAUGAUGUUUUUUCUUCUAUUUGGGGAGUUCUUUUUUUAUAUAAAGAGCUUGGGUGCAUAUGGCUAACAAAUUAAUUGUUGUCAUACCAAAAGUGUACAAUAUGGAUGUAUAGCUGAAGUCCACUCAAGUUUCAUUUGUGUUCUCGUUUACAUGUUUUGAGCAAACAAUUGUAUGAAUUGAAUUUAAUUGUACCUAUCUUUUUAUAAAAAAUAUU